Messenger RNA from Parnassius apollo (apollo), 360 nucleotides. NCBI's taxonomy places the organism in Eukaryota, Metazoa, Arthropoda, Insecta, Lepidoptera, Papilionidae. The record is from the annotation of a GenBank genome assembly.
AUGCGACAUAAACAAAAAGAAGUGAAAAAUAACGAGAAACCAGAAGACAAGCAAAGCUAUAAUCUUUUGACCAAGUCUAUUAAAGAUCGGUACAAGAAGAUAAGGAGUCUCAGCGAGAAAAGACUGUUUAAAAGCAUUUUCAAUACUGGCUUUAUUGAAAGAUCUAGAAAGAAGGCAGAAUUGCUUAAAGAAACACUCGGAAUACACAGAGAGUAUCGUAAAAAACCAAAGACUAAUCGUAGCAUACUACAGCUAAGGAAAAAAAUUCACCAAUUUUUCGUACGCGACGAUGUGUCUAGAGCUACAGCUGGCACAACAGCAACAGCAAAAAAAAGGAACAGUGACAAGAAAUGGAAAUAA